Molecule: messenger RNA, 2091 nt
Organism: Rosa rugosa (rugosa rose)
Lineage: Eukaryota; Viridiplantae; Streptophyta; Magnoliopsida; Rosales; Rosaceae
Exons: 8
Coding region: 238-1785 (515 amino acids)
Source: RefSeq, a predicted model, not a curated record
AAAAAGGAAAAGCCAAUCUCAUAAACUACACUUCAUUUCGUCACACCUCCCCACGCCUCUCUCUCUCUCUCCUCCGUCUGCAAAACCCCCGGCGCCUCCGCCUCUUUCUCUUCCGGCUCCGUCCUCCGGCCUCUGCCUCUCCAUCAACCUCAAUUUUCUCUUCAGGGAUCUGUAGGAACCCAAAGCAUCAAAUUCGUUCACCAGGAUUGUCUCCUUCAGUCGCACUCAAUCUCCGUAAUGCUUCCCGAUGCGAGAUUAGGUUCUUGUAGUUUGGAUUGCAUUGGAUCUGCAUAUCUAAUCUCAGAAGGAAGUUUAAAUUCUCCUGAAGCACCUGCUAGUAUAGGAACUCAAGAUGCAACAAAUUCAGAAAUUUCAAACAGAAAACCUAGAGGUAAGGCAAAGGCAUUGGACAAAGGAAAAGUAAUAGAACCUGUUGAAGUCGAAUUCAAUGAAAGAAGUCAGCCUUACGGGAAACAUGCAGCUAGAUUUGCUACUUUCCUUGGUGUCACAGCAAGAGAACUAGUGCCAUUAACAAUUCCCUCCUGGACUGGGAAAGCACUCUCAGAUGAAUUCAAAACUGAAAUCUGGAAACACAUCACUACUUAUUACAUUGUGGACGAGUGUCACAAGAAAGUAAUUUUUCAAAGAAUGUCUAAGCUUUGGCGAGAUCAUAGAAGCUUGACAUUAAAAGAAGUAAUGAAGCAAGCUGAAUUGGUAGGCCUACAAACAGCUGCUGCCAUGUGCAAACCUGAUAAUAUACAUUCUAUGGAUGAGUGGUUAAGUUUUAUCAAAUCCAGGAUGACUCCAGCGUUUAUGGAAAAGUGUGAAAAGUUUAGACGGAUGAGAGAACGAAAAACUUUACUUCAUAGGACAAGUAGAAAAAGCUUUGCCUGCAUUGAGGAUGAAUUGAAGCAAAAGAGUGACAAACCUGAUUCAAUAACAAGGUGUGAUGUGUGGCUUCAUGCUUAUGAAGCAAAGAAGAAGGAUUCAAGUGAAGAUGUUGAAGAUCCAGAAGUAGUGAAACAAGUCAAACAAAACAUGGCAGAACAAGUGACUUCGCAAACUCAUUCUGUCAACGAUGAUGCUGUUUCUAAAGUUUUAGGACCUGAUCGACGAGGGCGAGUACGUGGAUAUGGAUUUGGAGCACUUCCUUCGAAGGUAGAUGGUCAAACAUUUGUGGGUAACAAAGUUACUAUGUUGGAGAAUGCACUAUCUGCUACUUCACGAGAGCUGCAAGGGUUGAAGAUGAUGGUAAAAUAUCUUUUAGCUCGGUCAGACGAAGGAGAGAAGAAGAAUGAAACCAGCAGUAGUGCUCAGCAUUCUGCCACUGAGAGUGCAGAAAGUAAAAAAAUAAAUACAACUAUUAGAAGUUCUAAUAAUGAUAGAGCAGAGAGCAAGAAAAGAAAACUUAAAGAUGGUAGAGUUGGAGGUUCUGAACAAGAAACAAGCAAAAAGAGCAAGCAAAAGACACAUGCAAGUAUUCAGUCAACAGCGAAAGAAAAGGAAGGUGGAAGUGAAGUAAUGUUUGUUCCUUCAAUGAAAAAAUUGCACUUGUUAAGUUGGCUGGAUAAAGAUGAAAAGCUUGUUGCAACUGCUGACCUUCACUCAGAGGAUCCAAACGAGAAAGUACAUAGUGUUCCUCUUGGUCCUGGCUGUUGGAAAGUUUGGGUGCGCGAAGUCUCUCAUGACAUAGCUUUGUUUCGGCCAACCCAAGAGUUCUGUACGCUUGCUGCAGCUAAGGGAAGCCCAGUGGCUUGGCCCAUAAACUUCAUCAAGUUACUUUGAUAUAUGUGGCUAUUCGAGGCUUCUCACUCCUCCAGAAACUCCUACAUGUGAUAUGGAAUGCAGUUCAUAGAUUCAAUGUGAAGUAAAGUGCAGUUAUGGUCCUGGAAGUUUGAAGUAUAUGAUCAUGAACUUACCACAACGGUUUCAGUUGAAGUGCAGGUUGGGUGGUUUGUGUAUAACCAUGACAUUUGUGGAUUCAUGAUUCUAGAAGCUACAUUUGUGGACUUAAGUUUAUUUAAUGGAAUUGCUACAUUUGAAAUAUAAUUUAAGUUGAUCAAUAUAAUGGAUAAUUUUAUGAAAUGCUCA